Molecule: messenger RNA, 1677 nt
Organism: Aspergillus melleus
Lineage: Eukaryota; Fungi; Ascomycota; Eurotiomycetes; Eurotiales; Aspergillaceae
Product: Lysophospholipase 1
Exons: 2
Coding region: 1-1677 (558 amino acids)
Biological process (GO): glycerophospholipid catabolic process
Cellular component (GO): cytosol; intracellular membrane-bounded organelle
Molecular function (GO): A2-type glycerophospholipase activity
Source: RefSeq, a predicted model, not a curated record
AUGAAAAGCUUUUUCGGCCACGUGAAGAUCAAGGUGUUCGACGCGGUUUCCUAUCUCGAAAAGGCCGCCCACGACAUGGAUAAUGUGCCUAAUGUAGGCAUUGCUGUUUCCGGUGGAGGUUACCGCGCUUUGAUGAAUGGCGCGGGUGGGCUUAAGGCGUUUGACAGCAGGACUGAGAACUCCACCACGUCGGGACAUCUCGGGGGUUUGCUUCAGUCUGCGACCUAUCUGUCUGGUCUCAGUGGUGGAGGUUGGCUCCUGGGUUCACUCUACAUGAACAAUUUCACCACUGUUUCUUCCCUACAGACCGAUAAGAAGGGUGAUCCUUGGCAGUUUGAGCAUUCAAUCCUCAAAGGCCCCGAGGGCAGUGGCACGCUCAUGACGUCUACUUUGAAGUAUCUGGAACAGAUUCGAGAUGCUGUGAAGGAAAAGGAGAAAGCUGGCUACCCGACUACUAUCACCGACUAUUGGGGUCGCGCGCUUGCAUAUCAGCUUAUCCACGCCUCCGAGGGAGGUAUCGACUUUACCUGGUCUUCGAUCUCCAAGUCACAUAAUUUCCAGGAGGCCGACAUGCCUUUGCCCAUUCUCGUUGCCGACGGCCGUAACCCCGGAGAGCUUCAUGUUGGCGGCAACGCCACUGUCUACGAAUUCAACCCUUGGGAGUUCGGCACGUUCGAUCCCACUCUCUUCGGGUUUGUACCAUUGGAGUAUCUGGGAUCGCGAUACAUCGGUGGCAAGCUCCCGAGCAAAGAAAAAUGUGUUCGCGGGUUCGAUAACGCGGGAUUUAUCAUGGGCACUUCGUCCAGCCUGUUCAAUCAAUUCCUGCUCCAAAUCAACUCCACGGACAUACCCGAGGCAGCCAGGGGUAUUCUAACGGGCAUCCUUGAGUUGGUCGACGACGAAGAAAAAGACAUUGCCAACUACACCAACCCAUUCUACCUCUAUCCCGAGUCGAAGUCCCAUUAUGCCAAGUCAGAAUACCUCGCUGUGGUAGACGGGGGUGAAGACCUACAAAACCUUCCUUUGCAUCCGCUCAUCCAGCCUGAACGCCAUGUUGAUGUGAUUUUCGCCGUCGACUCAUCGGCCGAUAACAACAAUUGGCCCGACGGAACUUCGCUGGUGGCCACGUACGAGCGAAGUCUGAAUCAGAAGAUCAACAACGGCACUGCAUUCCCUGCGAUCCCCGAUCAAAAUACCUUCAUCAAUCUCGGGUUCAACACCCAUCCGACGUUCUUUGGCUGCAACAGUUCCAACAUCACCGCUGGAGACGCACCUUUGAUUGUCUACCUCCCCAACUCCCCUUAUAUGGCCCACUCCAACGUUUCCACGUUCGACCGGAAGUAUAACAACACGCAACGGGAUGCCAUCAUCCUGAAUGGGUACAACGUCGCUACCAUGGGAAAUUCGACUCGGGACUCAGACUGGUCAGCCUGCGUGGGAUGCGCCAUGUUGAGCCGUUCAUUUGAGCGCACCAAUACAUCGGUGCCCAGCAUUUGUGGCCAAUGCUUCAAUCGGUACUGCUGGAAUGGUACGACAGAUAGUCGCAAGCCGGGUUCCUACAACCCCCAAAUGGUCCUCAAAGAAGCAGAUAUUACCAACUCAGCUGCUGGCUACGGUUAUCCUUCUGGGUGGCUGUCGGCUAUGUUCGUGGCGAUGUUAAUUGCACUUCUCUAUUAG